Xyrauchen texanus (razorback sucker) is the source of this 8875-nucleotide messenger RNA. RefSeq names its product leucine-rich repeat kinase 1 (gene lrrk1). Lineage: Eukaryota; Metazoa; Chordata; Actinopteri; Cypriniformes; Catostomidae. The coding region runs from base 241 to 6315 and encodes 2024 amino acids. Gene Ontology annotation, biological process: protein phosphorylation. The transcript is spliced from 35 exons. The record is from RefSeq and is a predicted model, not a curated record. Gene Ontology annotation, molecular function: ATP binding; protein kinase activity; protein binding.
GACACUUGAACUCGUCGGGAAUGUUGGCUUUCUCAGACCAGGAAGUGGAGACCUUGCUGCUGUGAUCUGUGUGCGUUGUUCAUAAGGAUCAAACAGAAAGCAUCGGAAUGGUCACGGUUUAAACUCCUUUAUAUUUUAGAGGACAUGUGUUCAACCAGGUGACAAACGGAUGGAUGGAUGGAUUCUUCCUUCUUCAAUGAUGACAUCUUUCAAAUGACACGUUGAGGAUCACCCUGAAACAUGUCGUACUGGAAUGUUGGAGAGAAUUCUGGCCCAGGAGGCAGAAACAGCAACAAUGGCGUCGUGGAGAUGGGAGCCAAGCAAUCGGCGAUUGGCAGCGUUCCCUUGAGUCAGUCGCCCACGCUAAAGAACAUCCAGGAUGCCUAUAAGGAUGGCGAGGACCAGAGGGCACGGGAGCUAAUCCGCAUCUCCUGUGACAAUAACAGUGGAGGUCAACUAGAUGGGCUAGAGCUUCUGUAUGUGGCCACUCAGAAUGGUGAUGUGGAGAGCGUACGGUUCUUGCUGAAGGAGGCGCGAGUUGUGGUUCCCCAGGAGCCCAGUGAUGAACACCCUGCCAUCCUGGCUGCACAUUAUGGACAUCAGACAGUUAUCAGAGAGCUGCUGGACUCCAUCCCACCCCCAUGUAUCCGUAAGGAGCUGCUGAACUGGAUGUUGGCGACUGCAUGCCAGCAGGGUCAUCUAGAGGUCGUGAAGUUGUUGGUUCAAAUGUACAAUGCUGACGCUAAGGAUUGUUCUGUACAUUCUGGAGAGUUUGCCAUCAUCACAGGUUUACCCCUGUAUGCUGCAGCACGUGCAGGAAAUAAGGAUAUUGCGUGUUUUCUGCUGGAGAAUGGAGCUGGUUUCUCCUCUUAUACUCUGAUGGAUCAUGCAGACUUCAGCAGACAGCUGCUCAGACAGCACCUCCUGGAGGACAAAGACGCACCUGCUGAUGGGAGACUGGAGCAAGCUCUGCAUGUUGAUUGGUCAGGUCUGAAGCUGCCCUGGUUGGAUCUGGGAUGGUUUAUUGACGUCUCCUCACAGAUUACAGUGCUGGAUCUGUCUCAGAACUGUCUGACCUCACUGCCCUCUGUCAUGCCCUGGGGUCUAAUAAACCUGCACUCGCUCAACCUCUCCCACAAUCAGCUCAAAGAAUUGCCCACCCCCACGUCAUCACAGGAGAUCAUUUGCAGCAGAUUAUGCAAUGUGAAUUUGUGUGAGAAUGAGUUGGAGUGUCUGCCAGCUGGUUUGCUUCACCUUGGUCAGAUGCAACGGAUUUCAGCAGCCAGAAACAAACUCAAAAGCCUCUUCAACAUCCCCAAUGGCACAAACUGGAUCGGUCUUCGUAGGCUGCAGGAGCUGGAUGUGUCAGACAACAGCCUGACAGAUCUGCCCUCCUCUGUACUGCACUGCCUGAAGUCUCUCAACAGUCUCAAUGUCAGCAAGAACAAACUUGCCCGCUUCCCGGACCCCUGGGCGUGUCCUCUGAAAACCUGCAAAGCUUCAAACAACCAGAUAGAGCUUCUUCCUGGUACUAUCUCCAUCUUCUGGAAGACUCAUCUGAUGGAAGUGGACUUGUCUGAGAACAUCCUGAAGGAGCUGCCUGAAUACAUAUUUGAACUGGAGGCUAUUGUCUCUCUGAAGUUGUGUGGGAAUCAAAUCUCUUCUCUGCCCACUCCCAACAAAUGGAAAUGUUCUCAUCUCAGAACACUAGACCUGUCCAAAAACCAACUCGGGAAGACAGGGGAAUCAACCAAAACCAGGAAACUGGGCUUCUUCACAACGUGGUACAGACGGGACCCAGAGCCAGUGUAUCCCAUUCAGUUUCCCGUAAUCUUGCGGGAUUCUCUGGAAGUUCUCUUUCUGAAUGACAACCAACUGGAGUAUGUGCCGCCAUCAGUAUGCUUUCUCAAGAACCUCUCUGAACUCUAUCUUUCCAAUAAUCCAGGUAUCCAGGAACUUCCCACAGAGCUUGGGCAGCUCUCCAAUCUUUGGCAGCUGGACAUCGAAGACCUGAACAUCACCAAUGUUCCUGCAGACGUCAGGAAAGAUGGUCCUACUGCAGUGUUGGCAUAUCUGCGCGCUGAGCUGCGUGGAGCAGAGCCCUGCAGACUGCUUAAGCUGAUGGUGGUGGGUUCUCCACGGCAGGGCAAGAGCACUCUUUUGGAGGGGCUUCAGACAGGCAAACCCUCACCCUUCAUCAACACUGACUGCAGUGUACACACCACCAGCUGGGUGCUAGAGAGACCCAGUGGAGUCAAAUCUGAUAUAGAUUCAGUGUCCUUCAACGUUUGGGACAUUGGUGGCCCAGCUUGCAUGUCGACGGUAAAUCAGUGUUUUUUCACGGACAAGGCUCUGUAUAUGGUGAUCUGGAACCUGGCUCUGGGGGAAGAGGCUGUGGCCAACCUGCAGUCCUGGCUGCUCAAUAUAGAGGCUCGUGCCCCUAACUCUGCUGUCAUAGUAGUUGGUACGCAUUUGGACCUCAUAGACACAAAAUUUCGAACUGAGCGUAUCGCCACAUUGAGAGCAUACAUCCUGGCACUUUGCAGAACCCCCUCAGGCUCACGAGCUAGCGGCUACCCUGACAUCACGUGGAAACACCUACAUGAGGUGUCAUGCAAGACUUUGGAAGGGAUGGACGGUCUCAAGAGGUUGUUGUUCCAUGUCGCUUGCUCCAUGAAGGACAUCAGUAAUCCAGCUAACUGUAACAAAUUUGUGGGAAGACUGAUUCCCAAGAGUUAUCUGAUCCUGCAGGAGGCCAUAAUAGCUGAACAUAUGAGGAGAGAUGCAGCUGAUGAGGUUCAGUACCUGACUGACUCACAACUGGAGCAGAUCAUUGAGAACAGUCCUGCCAGUGAUAUCAAAUAUUAUGAGGACCUGCAGACAGCAUUAAAUUUCCUCAUUGAGACUGGCACCGUACUGCAUUUCCCUGACACGAGCCACGGCCUGUGUAAACUCUACUUCUUGGAUGCUGUGUGGCUGUCUGAGUGUUUGGAACGCAUCAUCAACCUGAGGGGCUCACGCUUCGUGGCCCGCAAUGGCGUCAUCAAAGCUGUGGACCUCCGCAUGCUGCUGGUUGGAACCGGAUUUACCCAGCAAACGGAAGAACAGUACUUCCAGUUCCUUGCUAAGUUUGAGAUCGCUCUACCUGUGGCCAGCAACAGUUAUCUGUUGCCACACCUUUUGCCCCCCAAACCUGCCAUGGACAUCCACGGUUUUCGCCAUGAGAGCAACAACACCAUCCAGAGGCAUUUCAAGAUGAGCUUUGUGCCUGCAGGAUUCUGGGAGCGUUUCAUAGCCAGGAUGCUUAUCAGUUUAAACCUGAUGGAUUUGCAGGCAUUUGAGACCAAAAAGAACACAAAGAACCAGAGGAACCACAAUACAGUGAUCUAUAGCUUUGCAGGGAACCAGCAGCGGAAUCGAUGCAGCACGUUCCGUGUACGUCGCAGCCAGACCAUCUACUGGAAGGAAGGUCUAUUGGUCACUUUUGAUGGCGGAUAUCUGAGUGUAGAGUCAUCUGACCUGAAUUGGAAGAAGAAGAAAAGCGGAGGGAUCAAGAUUAUCUGCCAGUCCGAGACUAGAGAUUUCUCUGCAAUGGCUUUCAUCACUGAUCACGUUAAUGCUCUCAUAGAGCAGUGGUUUCCUGCACUGACAGCCAGCGAGAGUGAUGGCUCUCUACUCAUCGAGCAGUAUGCUCCCUGCCCGUACUGCAGCUCUGUGCCCAGAAUCUCAGACCCUUUACCUCGAGACUCGAAUCACAGCACGGUACACUACUUCAACAUGGAGGACUGUGUGCUAGCAGCUGUAGACAAGGAGCACAUCAGCUGUCCAAACCACCCCAAACAGCCUGUGCCCCUACAGGAACUGGUACCUGAGCUCUUCAUGACAGAUUUCCCUUCCCGGUUGUUCCUGCUGAAGAGUGAUCUGGAAUGGAGUGAACAAAAAGCAGAUAUUCUGGGUCAGGGAGGUAGUGGCACCAUCAUCUACAGAGCCAAAUACAGAGGCCAUCCAGUGGCGAUUAAACGCUUCCACUUCAAGAAAUGCAGACAGCAGUCUCUCAACAGUAGCACAGACACCAUGGUGAAGCACCUACAGUCCAUGGAUGCUGCCAGAUGUUUCUCAGAGUUCCGUCAGGAAUCCAGCAUGCUUCACUCUCUGCAACACCCGUGUAUUGUGGCAUUGGUUGGCAUCAGCAUACACCCGCUGUGCUUUGCCCUGCAGCUCGCACCACUGGGCAGCCUCAACCAAAUCCUGGAAGAGCGAGCUAAAGGUUCUCAGCAUGUGCCGCUGGGCCAUAUGCUUACCUUCAAAGUGGCCUAUCAGAUUGCAGCAGGUCUAGCCUACCUGCACAGGAAGAACAUCAUCUUCUGUGACCUGAAGUCUGACAACAUCCUGGUGUGGUCGUUAGAGGCUGAGGACCCAAUUAACAUCAAACUCUCUGACUAUGGCAUCUCCCGGCAGUCCUUUCAUGAGGGAGCUUUAGGGGUAGAGGGCACGCCUGGGUACCAGGCCCCCGAGAUUCGACCAGGCAUCGUCUAUGAUGAGAAGGUGGAUAUGUUCUCAUUCGGCAUGGUUCUGUAUGAGCUUUUGUCUGGCCGCAGACCCUGUAUGGGUCAGCACCAGCUGCAGAUCGCAAAGAAACUGUCUAAAGGACUGCGGCCUGCGCUGGGCAGCCCAGAGGAAGUUCAGUUCCACUGUCUGCAAGCUCUAAUGCUGGAGUGCUGGGACACCAAACCAGAGAAACGUCCUCUGGCUGCUGCUCUCAUGAGACAGAUGCAGGAGCCCAGUUUUGCUUGUCUCAGAUACCUGAUGGCCUGCCAGGAACACAGUCAACUCUUUCUUUCCCCAAUGCAGGGCGACAGCGCUGUGUUCUGGGAUGGAGACAAAGACGAUAGGAACUACACUGUAGUAAACUUGGCAAAAGGCAAGGUGGAGGUAAAACAGAUGCCAUGCCCAGGAACACGGCUCAGCUGCCAAAUGAAGAUGGAGAACACCCUGUGGACAGCCACUGAGGAACAAGAAGUCUUUAUCUACAGUCUGAAAGAGAUGUGUCCCCUGAGUCACCCUCAGAAACUGCUCUCCUGUCCUGCCGUGGUCACCUGUCUCUUCUUACUGCCUGCCAGGAAAGAGUCUCUUCCACAGGUGUUUGCUGGCAUGUCUGAUGGUUUGGUGGCAAUUUAUUCCCUGGUAGACGACAUGCCUGUGGAGGGUGAAACCUACAUCUGCUCACAUACUCUCAAUAAGCGUCUGCUAAACAUGGAUGACUCAGACCCUCGUCAGCGACCGUACCCUGUGCGAUGCAUCGUGCCCGUGUGCACCGGAUCUGAGGUGUGGUACACCAACGGCCCUGGCGUGCUUGUCAUCGAUAGCCUCACCCUUCAACCAGUCCGCCGCCUCGACCCCUAUCUCCUGCCUUCCUGCAUGGUUUCCAUGGCAUCCUCCGUCAGCUGCUGGGGUGACGAAGCAGUCUGGUGCCUUGAUGACUACACCAACACUCUCCAGAUGUAUCACGCCGCAAGCUAUCAGCUUUGCGCCACCUACAACUGCAGUGACGCAAACCCGCUCAGAGACGUUUUUCCUGUGCGAACGUCAGCGGGGGUCAUGACCUCCAUGACCACAGAUAUAGAAGAGCCUCUCGCACCCAGCCAUGACGUUGUACAAAUAACAGUUACACACAGCAACGAUGCAGGAACACAAAUCCUUUGCCAGCAAGACUCGCUUGAUUACUGCUCCAUGACUUCCUCAGGGUUCAGCUCAGAACAUCUGGAUCAGAUCAGGGAUUUGGAUCGGGGUGGAUCAGCAGGUUUUCCUCACAUUGAGCGCUCUAGCUCUGGACCGCUCAGCUCCCUGGCUAGCUCCAGCAGUAGGGGAGAUUGGGACUAUGAGGAGACGGACAGACUGGUAGAUGAGCAAGCCUCAGCCAAUUCAUCGCCUUUCAGGAGCGCAACAGAUCCUGACAUAGCUGCACAAAGCUACACACUACCGCAGCUAAUGGCUUUAAAUAUAAUACCUGUCAACAGCACCAUCUGGGUGCCAAGGCGUGGAGGAGACAUCAUGGUUAUCGAGGUUCAGGAGCAGGCGGGGUCACUCAGGGGUCGUGUGAUAGCUGUGUUGACAGUCCCUGGAGUGCUGCAGUAUGGGGCACUGGUGGAGGCAGCACUCGUUGCAAAGGACACUGUUGUGUGUGGCUUCCGUAAAGAAAACAUGGCCUGGUGCCUUGCUGUCUGGCGGAGCUGGGGAGGCCGCGAACUAGAGCUGUUCUACCAGGGCUACGAGGACCUCGGCCGCUUAGAGAGUAGUUUAAGGAAAAGGCGGUAGCUGUGUAAACGUGCAAUGCGAGUGUGUGUGACACUAUUUCAUAGGUGUUUGCUUUAGGAAAUAUAAACUUGCAGGCCACAAAUGCAUGCAUAUAUAUAUAUAGAGAGAGAGAGAGAGAGAGAGCUAUAGAUAUAUAUAGAUAUAUAUACACAUACAGACACACACACACACACACACACACACACACACACACACACACGUUGUGUUUCCAUGUUUUAUGGGGACUUUCCAUAGACAUAAUGGUUUUUAUACUGUACAAACUUUAUAUUCUAUCCCCUAAACCUAACCCUACCCCUAAACCUAACCCUCACAGAAAACAUUCUGCAUUUUUACAUUUUCAAAAAACAUAAUUUAGUAUGAUUUAUAAGCUGUUUUCCUCAUGGGGACCGACAAAAUGUCCCCACAAGGUCAAAAAUUUCGGGUUUCACUAUCCUUAUGGGGACAUUUGGUCCCCACAAAGUGAUAAAUACACGCUCACACACACACACACACACACACACACACAGGCGGCCAAAACUUUGGAAUAAUGUACAGAUGUUGCUGUUUCGGUAGGAAAUUGGUACUUUAAUUCACCAAAGUGACAUUCAACUGAUCACAAAUUAUAGGCAGGACAUUACUGAUGUAAAAAACAGCACCAUCGCUAUUUGAAAAAAAGUUAUUUUUGAUCAAAUCUAGACAGGCCCUAUUUACAGCAGCCAUCACUCCACCUUAUCCUUGCGUAAUUAUGUUAUGAAUUUUAACCCCAUUGAGCUUUUUUGGGAUCAGCUACACUGUAAGGUGCGUGAGAAGUUCCCGACAAGACAGCCACAUCUAUGUCAAGUGCUAUAGGAAGCGUUGAGUGAAAUGUUAUAUGAGUAUCUGGACAAACUGACAGCUAGAAUGCCAAGGAUCUACAAAGCUGUAAUUGCUGCACAAGGAGGAUUUUUUUAUGAGAACUCUUUGAAGUAGUUUAAAUAAUUCAAAUUGUAAUAGUAAUUUUUCACAUUAUUAAUGUCCUGACUAUAAAUUGUGAUCAGUUGAAUGCCACUUUGGUAAAUAAAUGUACCAAUUACUUUCCAUAAAAGCUAAAUCUGUACAUUAUUCCAAACUUUUGGUCGCCAGUGUAUAUAUAUACACUAGGGCUGUCAAUCAAUAAAAAAAUGUAUCUAAUAAAUUGAUAUGCUGAUAAAUUAAUUGCAUACAUAAAUAUUUGCAAUGAAGGGGUCCCCAAAUAACAAUAAUUCAAUAACAAUAAUUUUUUAUUCAAUCAAUAAUUUUUUUAUCUAAUGAAUUAUGAUAUGCUGAUUAAUUAAUUGCAUAUAUAAAUAUUUGCAGAGAAGGGCCCCCCCCCCCCCCAAAAACAACAAUUCAUUAACAUAAAUUCUUAAGUCAUUAUUGUGGCUGACAAGUAAGGCAUUGAUAAGACAAAAAGUGGCUAUAGAAUGUAGUAUUUAGUUUAUUUACUAUGAUUGAAGAUAAGGCCUUAAGUCCACAGAAAUCAAUUUUGUAAUUUAAUACUUCUAAAUAUGCGUCAAUGUAUACCUGUGUCAGACGAACACUUUUGGAGUGUCUCACUUUGGUUGCAUCGCAUCACAAACAGGACAUUUGAAACUUGGAAAAAGACCCCUGCAUUUAGAAUUUCAGUUCAUCUAGCUGUGUUUGAACACAACAAGUUCUUGUUGCUGUCGCUAGUGCCAAGCAAGCCUGAGUGUGGUUUUGUUGUGUGUACAGUUAUGUUUUGCUUAUACAGCUGAAGUUUCACUUACUGCCCUUGAUGAAAACAGGUUGUACUUAUAGCUUGAAUUGCUCCGAUGGAUGAAAUAUUAUAUUACAGUCUGGGGACAUAAUUAAACACAUUAAAUUGUCAGUCCUAAUAUAUACAUAAACACAAAGAGGCACACUUGCUAAACGUGUUAACAUAUAUUCAGGCCCAAGCAUUUGUACAUUUACUCACAAGCUCCUAUGAUAUUAGUAUGUAUCAUGCUCAUGUUAAUGUUCAUUAAACCAGAAUGCAUCAGAAUUCAGUGAAACCAAGAAUUUAUUAGAACUACAUUCAUAAAUGCCAUAGCUAGGAUCCUAGUUGAUCCCACAACCUGGAACCCUGUCAGUGAAGUGUGUGUGUGUGUGUGUGCAUGUACAGUAUGCCAAGAAAGAAAUUUGAGAGGCAGUGUUGCUGGUUUGUUAAACUUGAAUGACCUCAUGUCACCUUUACUUGAUGUGCGUUUGGAUGAAGACAUGCCCUUUUUGUCAGAGACCCUGGAAGUGACCAGCAAUAAACAAAGAAUAAAUGACAGACCUUAUGAAAAUCCACCCACUUCCUAAGGCCAUAAUGGAGAAACAGUUUGUUGUUUACUGUGAAUCACAGAGGAAUCUUUGUAAAUGAUAUGUUAUUUAUUGCAGAAUAUGUUAAAAUCUCAUGCUGCAUGUGUAUAAAGUUGUUACUGAACUGUAAAUAUUAUAAUUAAUCUUUUGGAACAGCAUUGAUUCAACUUCCUUGCAUUUUUCUAUAUUAAAAAGACUGUGAGAUUACUGAUGAAUUAGUUCUGCUUUGGCCUCAUGAAUAAGUUUCCAAGAUAAAACU